Ctenopharyngodon idella (grass carp) is the source of this 3360-nucleotide messenger RNA. RefSeq names its product G protein-coupled receptor 22b (gene gpr22b). The record is from RefSeq and is a predicted model, not a curated record. Bases 1480 to 2799 code for a protein of 439 amino acids. NCBI's taxonomy places the organism in Eukaryota, Metazoa, Chordata, Actinopteri, Cypriniformes, Xenocyprididae. Gene Ontology annotation, molecular function: peptide binding; G protein-coupled receptor activity. The transcript is spliced from 3 exons. Gene Ontology annotation, cellular component: membrane. Gene Ontology annotation, biological process: G protein-coupled receptor signaling pathway.
GAGCCACAUUCUUUUUGUGUCCUUUUCCCAGGAGACACAUAUCCAUUUUCAUCACAGAGCAAAGCAUCAAAUAUGAAUGAAAACAUGCAACUCUGACACAGUAUUUAAAUAGAACCCAAAGCAUCUCCACAGGGACUGGCAGAUGCAGCCGAGCCGAGACUGCGCUGCCAUCGCAGGAUAGAGGGAAAAGCUGGAUGGAGAGAACGACAAGAAAACAAAAGAGUGCAUCCCCACUCUCGGGGGAGGAAAGGGUUAACCCCAUUACGACAGACCAAUCAGAGCAGGGAGCAACACUGCAAAACCGCCGCAGUGAGUGAGAGAGGGAGACGAAGAUAGAGAAGAAGCGAACGAGAGAGAGAGGGGGGACAAGAAAAGAUGUGGAGGCGCAACAGAGGGGUGCAUCGGCAACACUUCAACGCAUCACAGUUUGAAGAGAGAGAAAAAGAAACAAGACAGUGAAGGAAACAGUUAGCAGGACAGUAGAUCAAAGUCAGAGGACGUCUGUUUCACUCCGCUGGCACUGCUGACAGUUCGCACGGACAGUAUUUGAUUCACGCUCCUCAGGGGGAGGCAGGUUUACGACUCGCUGACAUGCAAAGGCUACAAAAGUCUGUGCACUUGUGGAUCUCAGAUGAUGCUUCGGUGAAGCUGUAGCUACUCUCCGUUGCAUGACAGAUGAGAACUCUGGGAGCGCAAAGGAUUGUGGGAUCAAAGAGCUGAAGAGAAGUGCCAUCUCUCAGGAAGACGUGCACUAACAUUGGGUCUCCCAGGACGAGUGGAUUUCCCAGGACAUUCCCAUGCUCUCCACGGAUGUGGAAAGUUUUUAUCAUGUGCUUCAGAAAGCGUUAAUAAUGCAGCCUAAAGGUGACCUUCAGUGAGGGGACAGGAAAUUACAUCGCCAACACCCGGAAUGCCCCACCCCCUCAUGCUGACCUAAACAAUUCUGCGACCUUGGAUUCUUCAGCAGAUGGCACAUGCAAAUCAGCAAACGCAAAUCAAUAUGGAUUUAUCACCUUCUAGGGCCCAUAAAACUGCAAUAACAGGAAUAUGCCAGCAUUGAAGCAACGGUAUGAGAUGGUAUCAAGCGAGAUGAAAGCAACUUCCUAACCCUAACGUGGAUAUAAUAAUCAAUCGAAAACGAUUGCUUUCAGUUGUUAAGAUAGAUUAGAAAAGGAAAAUUUUAUCUCUGAAUCACUUGUCAUUUUCUUUGGAUUCCUAAACAAAUCAGAACACGAAAGAACAACUCUUUCUUAGGUCUGGACAUGGCAGGAGACCAAACGUAUCAGUUGGUUGAGUAAAAAAACAUCAUCCCUGAUCAAUAAGCGAAAGAUUCGCUUGGAUUACGAGGAUUAAGAAGUGCAGAAUACUUCCUUGAAAGGCCAUGCCUGGGGCUGAUGUACAACUUGUACCCCUUCCAGACUCUCCCGUCUCAACUGCUGACUCCCGAGGCUGAGAAAAAAGCUGGAAGGGGAAGGGAUAAUGCACGUCCCUCCCUCAACGGAAGAAGAAAUCACCAUGAGUAACGUUACUGUCCUUGACAUCACCGAGGCUGUGAGUCCCGCCAUGACGACAGCCGGCCCGUACCCUUACCCUCUCAGCUUCCAGGUGUCCCUGACCGGAUUCCUCAUGCUGGAGAUCGUCCUGGGAUUGAGCAGCAACCUGACCGUGCUGGCGCUCUACUGCAUGAAGUCCAACCUGGUCAAUUCCGUUAGCAACAUCGUCACCAUGAACCUCCACGUGCUGGACGUGUUGGUGUGCGUUUGCUGCAUCCCUCUGACCAUUGUCGUGCUGAUGCUGUCAUUGCAAGGCGACACGGUGCUCGUUUGCUGCUUCCACGAGGCCUGCGUGUCCUUCGCCAGCGUGGCUACGGCAGCUAACGUGCUAGCCAUCACUUUGGACCGAUAUGACAUCUCCGUUAAACCCGCCAAUCGCGUGCUGACUAUGGGACGAGCGGUGGCUCUGUUGGGUUGCAUUUGGGUGCUGUCUUUUGUCAGCUUCUUGGUGCCAUUUAUCGAGGUGGGAUUCUUGGGACCGGAGCCCACCAAAGCCAAUCAGACCGCCGUUGUGCACGUCAACGAGUAUUACACCGAACUUGGUCUAUACUACCACCUAGUUGCCCAAAUCCCCAUUUUCUGUUUGACUGCCGUCAUAAUGUUAGUGACAUACGCAAAGAUCCUGCAGGCUCUCAACAUCCGCAUUGGUACGCGCUUCCAUGCCACGCAGAAGAAGAAGAAAAAGAUGAAGAGGAAAAAGAACUUCUCUCUUAUGUCGACGUCCGAGCAGCAGCUGCCCGAGAUCACGGACGCCUCGCAGAGCAGCGCCGGCAACCGCGGAAAUGCUCCGCUUGGCAUGCGCACGUCCGUCUCGGUGAUCAUCGCCCUUCGAAGGGCCGUCAAACGCCACCGGGAACGCCGUGAACGGCAAAAGCGCGUUUUCCGUAUGUCGUUGCUCAUCAUCUCCACGUUCCUUCUCUGUUGGACACCCAUUACCGUUUUAAACACUGUGAUUCUCAGCGCAGGCCCCAGCGACCUCACCGUCAGGCUCCGAUUGGGCUUUCUGGUCAUGGCCUAUGGCACCACAGUCUUCCAUCCGCUCUUGUACGCCUUCACAAGGCAGAAGUUUCAGAAAGUCCUGAAAAGUAAAAUGAAGAAACGGGUGGUGUCCAUCAUCGAGGCGGAUCCGCUGCCGAACAAUGCAGUGAUUCGAAACUCCUGGAUUGACCCUAAACGGAAUAAGAAAGUGACGUUUGAUGAUCACGAAGCCAGACAGAAAUGUCUAUCAUCUGAAGAUGCAGAUUAAAGCCCUUUUGCAACCUCAAAAAAAAAAAAAAAGACUAGUUCUCAUAAAAGCACUGUUAUCCAUAAGGAAACCACGUGAUGUGAAUGUUAGUCAUACAUGAGCAGGUAUCAAAUAAUCUUAUUAUUUAUAAUCAACUUGGAAUAUACUAUGAUAGGUUUCAUAGAAUGAUACUAUUGCAGUUACAAGGUGCAUGUCCUUUAUAAACCACUGUAUGUACUGUAAAUACAUGAAAACUGAGAUUUGUACAUACUCUUGAUCAGUUAUGUACCUCUAUUAUGACUUGUAGCCUGUGUAUAAAUGUAUUUGUAAUAAACUAGGUGGGGGAAAAAAAGACGAAAUCCAUCUGCUCUUUGACAUGAACGCAGAUGCUGUGAACAUUGACCCUCCAUGAUAGUGCUUUUCAUUUAAAGCUAGAUCCAUCUGAAGUCAUCUUGUGCAGGAAUAUGAGGAUAUUAUUGUUUCUGUGGAACAAAAAAGGAGAAUUAUUGAUGAAUCAUCACACAUCGAUUCAUAUGUUAAGAUUCAAACAUGAAUAAAACACCAAAAGCACUUACAAAAGUC